This is a messenger RNA of Asparagus officinalis (garden asparagus), 976 nucleotides long. RefSeq lists its product as uncharacterized. The transcript has 7 exons. The record is from RefSeq and is a predicted model, not a curated record. NCBI's taxonomy places the organism in Eukaryota, Viridiplantae, Streptophyta, Magnoliopsida, Asparagales, Asparagaceae. The coding region runs from base 355 to 885 and encodes 176 amino acids.
UAGCAAUAAGAAAACUGAAAGUAGUUAAAAUUUGAAAGCCUAUAAUAUCCUAAAAAUAUAUUUCCAAAAAAAAGAGAAUAAAAAAGAAAAAUACGUGCGCUGUUCCUCUUCCCCACAAAACAGCCGAGCCCCACUUCUCCAUGUUCCUCUUUCCAACAUGAAGUCACCCAUCCCCAUCCCAGUGAGCCGUCGCAUGACUACAAGAUUGUAGAGCCUCCAUCUCCAUCUCAGUUGGGCCGUGAUUAUGAGAUAUACGAUGAAGGUGAACUGUGUGAAUACUCAUGCGGCUUCGACCCCGGUGGGAGAUUUAGCGAAGGUUCAAUGAAGAUUAAGUAGUGUUAGAAUCCAAAAAAUAUGCUACGUGAUCAAGUAGAUAGAUUUAAGGCUUAUUUGCUGGAGAUGAAUUGCUGUGCUCAUGAUCCUAUCAAGAGGCGGCAACAGCUCGACUUUCACUGGUUGAUGAGGUCCGAACUUUGCUUGAUCAGAGUGUUCGAGGAGUGCUCUCCACGUUUUCUCAGGAUCUGCUGGGUAAUCCAAGAUGCUCUUUGCUUGUUGCAAGGGAUCCCGAAGAUAGAACUGAUACUCAUUGCUUAUGCAUAUACUCUUGCUGAUGUAGGUAAUGCUACCUCUGACAGCAAGAGGUUGUCAUUCAAGUUGCUUGGCAACUUAUUUUAUUCUGGUCUACCUCGGCCUCGACAUCUGAGAUCAUCAACUCCGAUACAUUUAUGUGUUUUAGUUUGUACAUAUAUUGAUGCAUUGCUUGUGUCCUUAUGUUACACUCAGGAUGACGAGGAAGAAGGUGAAGAAGGAGAAGAAGAGAGCUUGAGUAAAUGUAUAGGGAAUGAGUUGAAGAAGCUUCUGCAGUGUCAUAGCCAUUGUAAAUAAUUUAUGUAAAGUUUGUAAACAAUUUAUGUAUCUUUCUACUAUUUUGGUGAAUGUAUUAUUUGAAUAUAAUUAGACUUGAUGUUAGAAUAUA